This is a messenger RNA of Onychostoma macrolepis, 4796 nucleotides long. RefSeq names its product target of Nesh-SH3 (gene abi3bpa). Gene Ontology annotation, molecular function: protein binding. The record is from RefSeq and is a predicted model, not a curated record. The coding region runs from base 141 to 3581 and encodes 1146 amino acids. Gene Ontology annotation, biological process: positive regulation of cell-substrate adhesion; extracellular matrix organization. NCBI's taxonomy places the organism in Eukaryota, Metazoa, Chordata, Actinopteri, Cypriniformes, Cyprinidae. The transcript is spliced from 22 exons.
AAACCAUACCACACAGUUUCUCUCACACACAGUGUGCACUGACACCUGAUCUGAGGUCACUUUAAAGGACAAGGAGAAAACACAUGAUUCAAGAAAGAACAAUUGUAGAAGUUUAGAUAGAAGAGGUUUGAGUGGACUAUAUGAGCUCUGUAUUGUUUUCUCUGAGAAAAAAGGACAACAUGCGAGCCUUCCUCCUCCUCCUCUUCCUCAGCGAGAUCUUGCUGCUGAGACUGACCUCCGCAACCACCAUGAAAGAGCAAAAACAAAACAUGAGGGUGCGUAUCAGCGCUGUUGGAGACACCAUUGUACUGAAGUUCAUCCGGCCCCAUGUGGACACCAGACUGGAGGGAUAUAUCUUGGGCUAUGGCAGCAGCAUGUUCUCCAAACAAUUUAUCCAGCUACCCGAGGAUGGACAACCCUAUGAGACUGAGAUAGAUGCUGAGCCCAAAUAUCUGAUUGCGGUACAGUCGAAGAUUCCUGAGGAACCUAAGAAAAAGUGUGCAGGAAAAGUGGAUCUAGACAAGCCACUGAACGUUGUGAUCGGCUCGGUAACAGAGUCCUCAGUGCUGCUGUCCUGGGGGACACUACUGACCAGCCCCUUCAUGGAUACCGUUCUGGAAGACUGUUUUGAUGAAGGACAGUUCACAGUGCGCUACAGAGAGAAGGAACCCAGCAAUACCUGGAACUACCAGACCUGUCCAUCCACCAGCACAGUCAUCGACAACCUCAAACCAGAUGCUCUGUAUGAGUUUGCGGUCCGAGCAGACACCGACACAAACAGUGGAGUCUGGAGUCCACCGGUUGUCCAUAACCCAGCUGAGCCAUUUAAGGAACUGAACCAGGUGAAGCCUAAGAAGCCAGUCUUAGCAAGCCAGCAAUCAUUCUUGCCACCAGUGCCAGUCUUAAACAACAUUAACCAGACCAGAGCAGCUCCUCUAUUCAAAUACCCGAGCCUUCCAAAGCCAAGCAAAACAUCAGUUUCAUCAACAGGGGAAGAAAAUCCCACAACAGUUCCUGACAAUCCACCUACCUCAACCGAGGCCCUUCCUUCCUCUCACACAUCUAUCAUUCUGCCCACGCCAAUGACCUCAAGCACAGUUCGACCUCUAAAGCCCACCAGUCAUCCCAGUACAACCCAAGCAGAUCUUCUCACAGAGCAACAUACUACCAUAACCCCACAACAACCUACAACAUCUCAGCCACAACCUUCCAGAACCCAACAACAAACCAGCACAACCCAACAACCAUCCACUACAAUCCAACAAUAUACCAGCAAAAUGCAAAUCUCAGUCAAAGAUCAACCAAACACAGCCAAACUGCUUCUGAAUACAGCGCCACACCGGUUUAGUGAAACAUCUUCCCCUAAUCCACCUACAACCAAACCACCAAUUCAACAAACCCAACAACGCACCACAAGCACUGUCCAGGAACAUCCUCACCCAUCUAAGAAACAAGACACCAUAACUCAAGACAGUCUCCAUACAAGAAAAAUUCAGCCCAGCACCAAGCUGCAUCGACUGAGCACAACCCAACGUUCACGAGGCACGUCCAAAAUUCCAACCACUCACACUUAUUUUCCAGAAACCACUUCUCACUUCCAGUCCAGCACAAUCGCACAUUCUGAACAGCCAAACACCAAACCACCACCAACAACACAGGAUUGUUCCACAAAUAGUCAUUCACUGACAAACACAGCUUUGACUUCACCCACUACUUUAACAAACACUGUCUUAGUAACAGACCAACAAACAGAUGUCUUAGUAUCACAGCUGAAAACCGAUGUUAGCAAACAUCCAGUAUUUAGCACUAAUCCAUCCAUCCCUGAAGAAUAUUCUACAUCCCAUAUUCCCACAACUAAAAAUCCACCUCUUACUGAGAACAUACAGGAACUGACUCCACAUCCUAUAAAUCCACCCAUAACCUUUUGGUACCAGCCCAGACCCAGCACCACAACAAAGCAUUCCAGCACCACUAAACAGCAGGCUAGCACUUCUAAAUACAACCCAAAAACGGACUCCCAAGUUGAAAAUCGACAACCUACCCCUGAAGAAUGGUUGCCAGGUACCCCAAAAAACCUACUAAACCUCACACCUCAAACAGCUUUCACCAAAUCCGAUGCCGUUCAAAACUCACCUGUGGCGGAGAAGGUAACAGUGGGGACGAGUCAUCCAAGUCGACCAGCGGCUAUUUCCCAGCCAAAGGACGAACAGCUACUGUCACAGCCAACACUUACAAAUGAGGUGGCCAAUGGGAAUGAGGGCAGAGGUAUCUUCCGCAACUCUUCUUCUGUGUCCCGCCUCUUGGCACGAAAUGCUACACAGAGAUUGAGCUUUCACAGUCGUGUCCCUCCAGUUCACCAAACAAAGUUUUUCGGGCCACCUCCUGGGUAUCGUAACUCAACUGGCAACAAGAAAAAGGGUAUAAGAGUGCCCCAUGGUGAGUUGCAACAUCAACGACUUUUGGGGUCCAAAUUUCCAAAGAGAACCAGAGAGCAACUUGUGAAUACAAAGCUGAACCAGGUCUCAGAGACUAAAGAAAAGGACAACAUUAUUGAUCUGAAGCAGAUGGACCCAGUACCAGAUUUAAAACCUCUAGCUCCACCCACUACCCAAAGACCAGCCAAACAACGGCCAUCAUUGACAACAACACCACAUUCUGUUUUUGAGGGGAGUCGUUUUGACACCGGUGACAACUCCUCUGUAUUCAGAUCUCAUCCCCUCUCUGAGGUGGAUGCCACGGGGAAGAAGCGUUUCAUAGCACCUCACGUGAUCUAUAGAACCGACAAACGUCCGGAGGAGCCAUGCUCUGUCACUCACUCACUCAGCUCCUUUCCUGAUGAGGAGAUCGGAUACUUGAAUGUCACUGGCCCACCCAAGACCCCUCCAUCCAACCUUACUGUGGUCACAGUGGAAGGAUGCCCCUCCUUCAUCAUCCUUGACUGGGACAAAACGGAUAAUGAGACCACAGAAUAUGAGGUAGUUUCCUCCACCAAGGGUCCGCAUGGAGAGGAGGUGUCUGUCCAAACAACAAAUCAAACACACACAGCUGUGGAGAACCUGAAACCAGAGAGCAGUUAUGAGUUCAAAGUUACACCCAAGAAUGAGCUGGGUUCUGGCCCAGCCAGCGAGCCGGUCACCUUCAGUACUGAGUCAGCUGAUCCUCGUGUGAGUGAGAUCCAAACCGGUAAAAAUGCCAUCUGGUCAUCGUUUCCAUUCAAGUCUGACUCGUACUCCGAGUGCAAUGGGCAGCAGUUCAUAAAGCGGACCUGGUACCGCAAGUUUGUGGGUAUCCAGUUGUGCAACUCUCUUAGAUACAAGAUCUACCUGAGUGACUCUCUCAAAGGGAAGUUCUACAGCAUAGGAGAUCAAACUGGGUAUGGAGAGGAUCACUGCCAAUUUGUUGACUCGUUCCUGGACGGACGAACCGGUGGUCCCCUUCCACCAGAUCAGUUACCACCCAGAAAAGGCUUUUACCGGGCCAUGCGUCAAGAGCCUGUCAGGUUUGGGGACAUCGGAGGAAAUUCCAUGAUCAACUACGUGGCCUGGUAUGAGUGUGGGAUACCCAUUCCUGGGAAGUGGUAGGACCCCGGGGAGCAGAUGGAAGACGUGACGGAUAAGAAGCAUCCGCUGCCAAGGGAGAACAGCCUUUUUAUGGGAUGUUUGUGUUGAGAGAAUGAUUUCUGUGGAAUAUGUAUCUGUAUUUUCGGGUAUCGGGCACAUAUAGAAUUAUUUAUAUACUGUAGUGCAGCAAACGUCAAAGAGAGCUGAAUGAAUGUUAUUGUUGAGAUUAAGAAGUUUAACUUUAGAGAAUAUAGGGAAGCAGGCUCCCUUAAAGGCAAAAUGAAUGUGUAUAUUAUUUAUCAAAAUGCCACUGAAAGAAAAAUGACCACGGCCAACUUAAAGGAAUGUUCCAGGUUCAAAACAGGUUUUGUGUAGACAGCAUCUAUAACAUUGUCAUAACAGAAAAUUAUUUUUCUAUUAUACAAAUAUAAUUUUUGUAAUAUAAAUAUAUAUUUAUUUUAUAUAAAUAUAUAUUUAUAAUAAAUUUUUUUAUUCUUCGAUACUUUUUACUAAAAAACUUUUGGUGGGAUGAUGAACUUUUGAUUAUGCACUGCCAAUUCCUAAAGGUGGAUUUUUCUCUGUCAACAGUCCUUUUUUUGGACCUUGCAAGUAUUGUGCAAAAGUUACCAGGUUUACUGGCUUUAUAUGGUCAUUGUAGUUGAAAAAUUGGACAGUGUACAGCUGUACACUGUCUCAUGUGAAUAUCCUAAUUAAAGCUUUUGGCUUUAUGAAAUACUUUGUAUUUUAACGUUUAUCUGGGUGCAAUGCUUUGCCCCAUCGACUUUCAUUGGAGGUGCUUUAUUUUUUUCCAAAUAGAUUUGAAUGAUUUUUCCUGUUAUCAUCAAUAUAUAUCACAGAUGCUGUUAACAACAUGCUGAGUGUACUAAGCCUGAAACAUUCCUUUAACAGCUCAAGCGCAAUGCUAAACAAAGAAUUUAAACACUAGGUCAUAUAAACUAUUGUUCAAGACAUGCAGCUUUUCAAGUAAUUGUUGUAAUUAUACUAUGUAUGAAUGUCAGAAAUGCAACAUCUCUUUAACAAGGAAGUCUAUUGUUUUGUACAGAAGUUCAGUGACUCAUGAUUUCCAGAGCAAGCUUUUAAAUGCCAGAUUUUAUGUAACAUGUUUUUACAUUGAAACUUUGAUAUAUUUUAUAAGGUUUAUAAUGAAUCUGCUUUACCAAUAAAAGCACAAGCAGUUUAUUUUAUGAUCUCUUUUUUUUUUUUUUUUGGUGGCUA